AAAGAAGUCAUUGUGGAGAGGGAAGGGAGUGUGUGCAGCCGCGCUGUGUGUGUGUGUGUGUGCGUGUCUAAAGGAGCCCCCCACCCUCCUCCUUUAACUAGCUGGCCAGCAGCGGAGGGAUUACUGAAGCCAUCUCCAACUCCCUAACAUCCGCGGUGUGUGUGUGUGCGUGCGCGCGCCCGCGUGUGUUGUGUGUGUGCGCGUGUGGAGAGCAGGAGGGGGGGGGGGGGGGUUGCAAUAAGCGUGAAUCAUGGCCGUCGUCAUUACUACCGGCGGGGAGCGGAGCCUAAAUUGUGCAAGAUACGGAUAACAGCGGAGAGAGGUCCUCGCGCGGCGAGUCCAGUUCGCGCCCCCCGGUCUCCUCACUGCGUGGAAAUGCCCCAGAAGAAGCUCCUGCGCCGCCGCUGCUGCCUCCUCCUUCACGUGUGCUUUCCGCUCAAGAAGUGACUCGCCACACAAACCUGGAAAAGGGAGUUUGCGAAAGGGCGUGAAAGAACCAAAGGGACUAUUUUUUUUUUCUUCUUCUUUUUACUUUACUAUUUCUUUUGCCGUGCGGAGACUUUUCUCAUUCCGAGAGAGAGAGAGAGAGAGAGAGAGAGCGAGAAAGAAAGAAAGAGGGGGAGUGAGAGAGAUAACUAGAGAGCCUGCAGAGAGAAGGAGAAAAGUUGUACUUGGUUGGCGAAAGAGGACAACAUGGGGAACGCAGGGAGCAUGGACCAGCACGCUGAUUUCAGAGGACACAACAUGCCUCUGAAGCUCCCCAUGCCCGAGCCCAGCGAGCUGGAGGAGAGAUUCGCAACCGUUCUGAGCUCGAUGAAUCUUCCUCCGGACAAAGCGCGACUGUUGCGGCAGUACGACAACGAGAAGAAGUGGGAACUCAUCUGCGAUCAGGAGCGAUUCCAAGUGAAAAACCCGCCUCACGCGUACCUCCAAAAGCUGAGGAGUUAUCUGGACCCUGCAGUCACACGAAAGAAAUUCAGACGGAGAGUUCAGGAGUCCACUCAGGUCCUGAGAGAACUGGAAAUUUCGUUGCGGACCAAUCACAUAGGGUGGGUGAGAGAAUUCUUAAAUGAGGAGAACAAAGGUCUGGACGUGCUGGUGGAGUAUCUUUCUUUUGCACAGUAUGCCGUCACGUUUGAUGGAGAGUCUGAGGAGAACAACCCAGAGGCUGUUAUGGAUAAGUCUAAACCCUGGAGCCGCUCUAUAGAAGACCUUCACGGAGGAGGCACCCUGUCGUCUUCCAUCACUGGGAACAGCAUCACACGCGCUGGACGACACUCGACGAUACGCAGCAACACACUGCCGAGCCGAAGAACUCUGAAAAACUCCAGACUGGUCUGCAAAAAAGACGACGUCCAUGUCUGCAUCAUGUGCCUGCGUGCCAUCAUGAACUACCAGUAUGGCUUCAACUUGGUCAUGUCCCACCCCCAUGCUGUGAACGAAAUUGCUCUAAGUCUCAACAAUAAGAACCCGAGAACCAAAGCUCUGGUCUUGGAGCUCCUGGCGGCAGUUUGUCUUGUGAGAGGAGGCCACGAAAUUAUUCUCUCCGCUUUCGACAACUUCAAGGAGGUGUGUGUGGAGACGCAGCGGUUUGAGAGGUUAAUGGAGUAUUUCAAGAAUGAGGACAACAACAUUGACUUUAUGGUGGCCUGCAUGCAGUUCAUAAACAUAGUGGUGCACUCAGUGGAGGACAUGAACUUCCGCGUUCACCUACAGUACGACUUCACCAAGCUGUGUCUGGACGACUACUUAGACAAGCUAAAGCAUACAGAGAGCGAUAAGCUGCAGGUUCAGAUCCAGGCCUACUUAGAUAACGUGUUUGACGUGGGAGCCCUACUGGAGGAUGCAGAGACCAAAAACGCUGCCCUGGAGCGCGUGGAGGAGCUGGAGGAGAACAUGUCGCACAUGACAGAGAAGCUGCAGGAUACGGAGAAUGAGGCCAUGUCCAAAAUCGUGGAGCUUGAGAAACAGCUGAUGCAAAGGAACAAGGACCUUGAAUCGAUUAGGGAAGUCUACAAAGACACCAGCUCGCAGGUACACACACUGCGGCAGGUGUUGAAGGAGAAGGACGAGGCCAUCCAGCGACAGAGCAACCUGGAGAAAAAGAUCCACGAACUGGAGAAACAGGGCACCAUCAAGAUCCACAAGAAGGGGGACGGAGACAUCUCCAUCCUGCCAUCGCCCUCCUCCGGCGUGGGUGGCUCGCCAGGUGCGGUGACGGGUGCAAACGGUGCCAAUCACGCGGGAGUCGCCGCUGGCACUCCGCCACCUCCCCCACCAGCCCCCCCGCUGCCAGUGAACGGCACACUGUCAAAUGGACCAUCGUCAGGGACUCCUGCAGCUGCAGCUCCCCCGCCUCCACCGCCUCCCCCUCCGCCUCCGCCUCCCCCUCCAGGGCUAGCCUCGCAUCACCCAGCACACCUGCCUCCUGUGGCGCCGCCGCUGCCCGGCUGUGGGACGCCCACGGUCAUCAUGAACUCCGGGUUAGCAGCUGUUAAGAUCAAGAAACCCAUCAAGACAAAGUUCCGGAUGCCCGUCUUCAACUGGGUGGCCCUGAAACCGAACCAGAUCAACGGCACGGUCUUCAAUGAGAUUGAUGACGAGAGGAUCCUGGAGGAUCUAAACGUGGAUGAGUUCGAGGAGAUGUUCAAGACGAAAGCUCAGGGCCCAGCUAUCGACCUCGUCUCAAGCAAGCAGAAGGUCAUCCAAAAGAUGCCCAACAAGGUGACGCUGCUAGAAUCCAACAGAGCGAAGAACAUGGCCAUCACACUGAGGAAAGUGGGCAAGACUCCUGAGGAGAUCUCCAAGGCCAUUCAGAUCUUUGACCUGCGAACUCUGCCGGUGGACUUCGUGGAGUGUCUGAUGCGCUUCCAGCCCACAGAAAACGAGAUUAAAGUCAUGCGGCAGUUUGAGAAGGAGCGCAAACCACUGGAGAGCCUGACAGACGAGGACCGCUUCAUGAUGCAGUUCAGUAAAAUCGAGCGGCUCAUGCAGAAGAUGACCAUCAUGGCCUUCAUCGGCAACUUCUCGGAGAGCGUGCAGAUGCUCACUCCGCAAAUUCACGCAGUCAUUGCAGCAUCCGUGUCCAUCAAGUCGUCUCAGAAGCUAAAGAAGAUUCUAGAGAUUAUCUUGGCACUUGGAAACUACAUGAACAGCAGCAAAAGAGGAGCGGUGUACGGAUUCAAGCUGCAAAGCUUAGACUUGCUUCUCGAUACCAAGUCGACGGACCGCAAGAUGACGUUGUUGCACUACAUCGCCAAUGUGGUGAAGGAGAAAUACUCACAGGUUUCUCUCUUCUACAACGAGCUGCACUAUGUGGAGAAAGCUGCAGCAGUGUCGCUGGACAACGUCCUGCUGGACGUGAAGGAGCUGCAGAGGGGCAUGGAGCUGACCAAAAGAGAGUACAGCAUGCACGGCCACAACACCAUGCUCAAGGACUUCAUCACACACAAUGAAAGCAAGCUGAAGAAGCUGCAGGACGACGCCAAGAUCGCACAGGAUGCCUUUGACGAGGCCGUGAAGUUCUUCGGGGAGAACUCCAAAACAACGCCGCCCUCCGUCUUCUUCCCCGUGUUUGUGCGGUUUGUUAAAGCCUACAGGCAAGCAGAAGAGGACAAUGAGCACAAAAAGAGACAGGAGCAGAUUUUGAUGGAGAAGCUCCUGGAACAGGAGGCCAUGAUGGAGGAGGACCAGAAGUCGCCCUCUCAUAAAAACAAGCGACAGCAGCAAGAGCUGAUCCAGGAGCUCAGGAAGAAACAGGUGAAAGACAGCCGCCACGUCUACGAAGGCAAAGAUGGAGCGAUAGAGGACAUCAUCACAGUGCUGAAGACAGUGCCCUUUACCGCCCGCACAGCCAAGCGCGGCUCUCGGUUCUUCUGCGAGUCGGCCCUCAAUGAGGAGAACCAUUACUAAGCUUGUAGAACUGUCCCUCUUCGCUAAGAUUUGAGGAAUCAGCCUUACAGGCGAGCCGACGCUGUGCGGAGGAGCGUCAGGAGACGCUUCGAUGAUCAGAAUUUGCGGCCGAUGAACAGCGGCGAAGUGGUUGUGUGAAGAGGGAUCAGUGCAUGUGCCGAUGGGGGAGGGGUUAAAGAUGGUGAGGAUAUGUGUACAAGAGAGGCUGAUACGUGAAAGAUGACGAGGGAGGGUAGCAAAGAUAGAAGAUAAAGCGUGUGUGUGUAUAUAUAUAUAUAUAUAUGUAUGUGUAUAUAUAUACUACAGAAUACAUGUAGCUUCAUGUCUGUGCUAUAGCAGCAGCUUUUCACUAUGAAGGACACACACUUGUGUGGGACUGCAUUAUAAGUGUCUGAAAGGUUGAUCCAGGAACCUCAGACCAGCCAAGUGCCUGAACUUAAUUUUGUGGACUGAUUUUACGCCGUCUCUUGUUCAUCGGACUGUUUUUUCUUUUCUUUUUUUAAUGUUACCCAAUUUUAAACAAGUAAAACUGGACUUGCGGUGGCCUUAAGAGCCACGUGAACGUGAGGCUUCCUUGGGAACAUAAUGUAGAAUGUAUGGGACGCGUUCCCUUUAGCUGUUACAAAAACGACAUCUUUUAGUGUUGGGUUUGACACUGUGGUAUCUUGGUACAUUCCGGUGCUUCUUUCCAUUCCUCGUACUAUGAAAAAUUGUGUUCAACAUCUCAGUGUUUUUUAAUAAAAGGGCUGAUCAGGCAUGUAGAGGGAGAUUUGUACUAAAGUAUAACGCUGAUGGAUCAACAAAAAAGAAAUGGAAAACCAGACGAGGCUAAUGUGAAUUAUCUCCAUGCUGACUUCUUUCAGCAUUUUUACUUCAGUUAACGGAUCAAGUCUGUAGCUGUUAAUCUAUAGAAGUAAAACCUUACCGUCCAUUUAAAAUGUUGCAUUUCUGUAGCAGCACAGCAGUCCAAACGAGCCUGUACAGCGACAUUAAAAAAGGAAUAUCUACCAAAUGUAGAAACUGCACAAAAGAUUUGGGACCCUACGAAAUGGUUGUCACUGUCAAACUGGAUCCACUCAAUCUCUGCAUUUCAUCUCUGUCCAUUUUUUUUACUGAUUGAUUAUACUCCGGUGACUGAGUCUACUCACUUUAUUGUAAUUUUAAUGUAUAGUAUUUAACCACUGAGAGGAUUCAUUUUAACGCGUCUUUUAAUCUAAUCUAAGUACAAGAAAAAAAAAAGUUUCCAGAUAUUUUGCUACAAUGUUUUUUUUUUCUUCACAUUACCAGAUGGUUAAUAUUGUACAUAUUGUUCAAAAAAAGUUUUCAUUGCCUUGUGGUAUACAACUUGAAUGUUAUUUUAACUUAUAGUUUGUCGGAAUUUUGUCAUGUAUUUAAUUAUGCCAAAUGCAGCCACUCUCCUCCCCACAGUGUUUAAUCAAACUAGCCUCUUAUCGGACCUGUGGCCUAGUGAUGUGCAGCCAUUCUACUUUCUCUCAACAUGUAAUUUAGGGAGUCUUCCUAUUACAAAAUAACAAGCUUUAUUUUAAAAGAUUAGGUGAUAUGAGAUUUUUAAACAAAUGAUGAAAUAAACUAUUUACAUUGAAUAUACACGA
Pungitius pungitius (ninespine stickleback) is the source of this 5525-nucleotide messenger RNA. RefSeq names its product formin-like 2a (gene fmnl2a). Bases 694 to 3912 code for a protein of 1072 amino acids. The transcript is spliced from 27 exons. Gene Ontology annotation, biological process: cell migration; regulation of cell shape; cortical actin cytoskeleton organization. NCBI's taxonomy places the organism in Eukaryota, Metazoa, Chordata, Actinopteri, Perciformes, Gasterosteidae. The record is from RefSeq and is a predicted model, not a curated record. Gene Ontology annotation, molecular function: actin filament binding; small GTPase binding. Gene Ontology annotation, cellular component: cytosol.